AUGCCGACUAAACAAAAUGGAGUAGUUCCAAAACAAGAGCCAGAUACAGAAGAGAAUGUCCUAGUAUCAGGACCAACACAAACUACAUCUUCAGUGAAGAGGAAAAACAAUUCUACUAAUAAUAAGGCAACAACAACAAAAUCUGCCUCCAAGAAACGGAAAAAGACAACAAAUAAUGACGAUGACCAAAAUGUCCAUAAUGAUUCGAGCAAUAAUACUAAUAAUACUAACACCACAACAGGCAGAUCCAAAUCUACAUCCAAUUCUAAUGCAGGACAUCGUCCAGUAACUUCCUGCACGCAUUGUCGACAACACAAAAUCAAAUGUAAUGCAUCGGAGAAGUUCCCAGAUCCUUGUUCUCGAUGUCAGAGGAUGAAUUUGAAAUGUGAAAUCGAUCCACAAUUUCGUCCAAAGAAAGGCUCUCAAAUACAAUCCUUGAGAAACGACGUUGACGAGUUAAGGUCUAAGAUUGCCUUUUUAACCAAAAACGAAAACUUGAUUGCUCAAGUUUUGCAAAAAACUAAUAUUGAAGGAGCUGAAAUCCUGGCGAAAAACCAUGGAGAUAAUACAGAUGGAAAUGGUGAGAAUAAGAACAGCAUCAGCAAUAACAGUGGCAGAGGUAAGGAAAAUAAAAUGAUUACUCCUCCCUUGGUUGCUAAAACCCAUCUAAAGAAAGAUCCUGUUCUACUAAGCUUAGAUGGAAAAUCUAAUUCGAUUCCUCUUAUUAAUGAUUCUGCUGUGAAUAAAGAACAGUUAAAUGUGGCCUUGAAAGCAGCUGUUAGGAGUGUCAGUGAAUCACCGGCUACUUUUACUCCUUCCGAAAACAUCAAUGAUGCUUCCUUUAAUGGCAAAAGCGUCACAACUCACGUGAAUACACACGCAAUACCACAAAAUAAUAUCUCUCCAAAUACCCACAUAUCUGAAUUCGUUCUAGGAGAUGUCAAAAUAAGUAUAGAAAAGGCAAAGACCUUGCAUAAGAACUUUGUGGAUAACUUUUUACCUUAUCUACCUAUAUUGAUUUCAAAUGAUCCCAUUGAGCUAUAUCAACAAAGCCAAUUGUUAUUUUGGACAGUGAUGUUAACUUCGUGUUUGUCCGAUCCUGUUCCUUCGUUGUAUAUGUCUUUUGCAUCACUAAUAAAACAGUUGGCAAUAGAGACUUGCUGGAUCAGAACUCCUAGAUCAACCCAUAUUGUUCAAAGUCUUUUGAUUUUAAGCACAUGGCCGUUACCUAAUCAAAAAGUUUUGGAUGAUUGCUCUUACCGAUUCAUUGGGUUGGCUAAAAGCCUAUCUCUACAGUUAGGUCUACAUAGAGGUAAAUUCAUGAGUGAAUUUUCGAGAACUCAAGUUGCAUUACCAGAUGCUGAAAAAUGGAGAAGUAGAACUUGGUUGGCAGUCUUCUUUUGUGAACAGUUCUGGUCAUCAAAUUUGGGCUUACCACCAAGCCUGCAAACUGAUUUUAUACUAGAAAGUGCAAGAAUUGACCAAUCUUUACCCAAAAAUUUUCGAUGUCUGAUAUCUUUAGCAAUAUUCCAGGCUAAACUUGUAAAUAUAAUGGGGCUGAAUGUUUCGAGUCCAGACGGCUUAAUGGAACCUGCUAAUAGAGCUGCGCCAUUACAUAUAAUGGAGAGAGAAUUGGAAAGGUUAGCGUUUAAGUUACAGAUUGAUGAUUUGGUUGUUGAAUGUUAUUAUCUCUAUGUUAAACUAAUGGUCUGUUUAUUUUCAUUUUUGCCAGAGACUACAAGUGAAGAUCAAGCUAAAUAUGUCACCAUUGCAUAUAAUUCCGCCACUAGGAUAAUCACUAUAAUGUCCAAGCUCUUAGAGAAGAGACAGUUGACCGAAUAUCCGAUAUAUUUACGUCAUUCCGUCACAACUGCUGCAUUCAUUCUUUUCAGGCUACACUUAACGCCUUAUCUUUUGCCUAAAUACAUUGAUUCAGCAAGACAAUCAAUUGUUACUGUUCAUAGGCUAUUCAGGAAUAUGUUAGGUGCAUGGAAGGAUGUUGAAAAUGAUAUUUCACGAACGGCAACAGUUUUGGAAAAAUUGAACUUUGUUAUUAUAACACAUCCAGAGCUUUACGUUGAUACCCAGGGAAUAAUUGUAAGAAUGAGAUCACACUUAACUGGAUCUUUAUUUUAUGAUUUAGUAUGGAAUAUACAUGAAGCUCGUCGAAGAUCAAUUGAAGGAUCAAAAGAUCCAAAUUUGUCCAAAAGGAAGUGUAAAUCUAAGUCGGUUAAUAAGCCAUUGCCAUUGCCAUUUUAUAACCAAAUUACUAAGGACGACUUUACGGCAAUCACAACAACAACCCCUAAUGGUACUACAAUUACAAAAUUGGUCCCUACAGAUCAAGCGAUUAUAAAUGCAAAAGAAUCUGCUUUUAAGGCGGGAUUGUCCAUGCCUACUGAAAUUAAUGGUAUCCCUCUAGCAAUGCUAGAAGCCACAGGCUCGAUAUCAAGUAAGCCCUCUAAGGUCAGUUUGAAUAGAAAUGACAAUAUUAGCCCAAGAGGCAAAAAGAAUAUUCUAAAAUCUUCCUCCUCAACCAAUGUCAGUGAACAAGCGAGUCUUCAAGUUACUAAACCAACUUCUUCUGCCAAUCUGGGUAAAUGUAAAAGCAGACAAUACCCACCACCUCCACUUUUUCCUAAUGUUUCAAACGAAAAGAUUAGUCUAACAGCUGACGCUUUGGGAAUGAGGAAAACUUCUAAUUCGAUGGCAGAAGCUGAUUUUAAAAACGGAUAUCAGACAUCGAAUUUGUCUUCCAUUCCCAAUGUUUUGGAAAAAGGAUCACAGAAAAUGGGAUCGGUUGAUAUUAGUAAUCUUGAUUCUUUGUUUGACUCUCCUAAGCUGACCAACGAUCCAGAGGGUGAACCUUUGAACAAUAGAGGUGGAGUUAGAUCGAGUACCGAGACUCCAGAAGAUAUAGACCCAAUGAAUGAGAUGUUUAUUGAUUCUAUAUUUCAACAGAAUAGUAAGCCCAUUGAAGAUGACGAUUUACUUGGUUGGUUUGAUAUGAACAUGGCGCCUGAAUUUUAG
Molecule: messenger RNA, 3030 nt
Organism: Pichia kudriavzevii
Lineage: Eukaryota; Fungi; Ascomycota; Pichiomycetes; Pichiales; Pichiaceae
Exons: 1
Coding region: 1-3030 (1009 amino acids)
Biological process (GO): regulation of DNA-templated transcription; DNA-templated transcription
Cellular component (GO): nucleus
Molecular function (GO): zinc ion binding; DNA-binding transcription factor activity, RNA polymerase II-specific; transcription cis-regulatory region binding
Source: RefSeq, a predicted model, not a curated record